Linum trigynum is the source of this 3913-nucleotide messenger RNA. NCBI's taxonomy places the organism in Eukaryota, Viridiplantae, Streptophyta, Magnoliopsida, Malpighiales, Linaceae. The record is from the annotation of a GenBank genome assembly.
CUCAUGAUCCUCCUCCAAAUUCAAGAUGCAAACAGAAUUAGGCGCAAAAUCCAUAGAGUUCUCCCCCAAAUCCCUCUAUUUGCCAAACACGUGUAAAUUUGGAAAACUAAAAAAAAAAACUUGAUGAAGCCAUUUCGAAAUAUUCAUUCUCUUAAACCGACCAUUAGGAUUAAACACUCUCCGUACAGGAAAAAAGCACGGUCCUCCCUCACUAGGGCUGCAAAUGAGUCGAGCUGCUCGCGAGCGGCUCGGCGUUCGACUCGAGAAAAGUUUGUUCGAAACUCGACUCGUUAAUAAACGAGCCGAAUACGUGUUCGCCUUUGUUCAGCUUGUGAAGCUCGCGAGCUAGCUCGACUCGGUGGCUUGUUGAGCUAAACUUGUGAGCUGGCUCGUUUAGAGCUCAUGAUAUGUCUUGACAUGUGGCUAGAGAGCCAACUCGAUUACCAACUUAUGGACGAAUCAAUCUAUAUCUUAUGAUUUUAAUUCAUAUGGUUGUUAAAUUAUCUAUCUCACCAUAUAUAAGUUUAAUACGUUGAGUUUGAGACCAAAUAUAUCUUAUUUUCUACUUUAAAAAGAAAUUAUGCAUCAUAAAUUGCUUCGAUACUAUGAAAUAACAUUAUUUGGAGUCGUUAAAAUUUAUUAACUAAAUGAUAUAUGAUACCAACAAAGUAUAAUAUGAGAUUAGCUAACAAAAUAAAUCAUAUGUAUUAUGAUAUACAAAAUGAAGUAUCAAAUAAUAGUUAAGAUUUUAAUAACAAGCUAGCUCGAUCUCGACUCGUUUAUUAAUGAACCGAGCUCAAACUGGGAUAAAACUCGACUCGACUCGACUCAUUUGCAGCCCUAUCCCCACAAAAGAAAAAAAGCCAAAACCACGUUUCCAACGAGAAAGUUCAACCAUCUAUAGUCUAUUUAUAGUUUUAUACACUACAGAAAGAAAGAGGGGCAAAAACGACAUUCUAUCACAUACACGCCGUUGACAAAUGUUGACUCCGGGGAAUCAGCUGCGGCCUUGACCAACAAAAAUGCCUUUCCGAAUUCAUACCUCUCCGUCCACCCGGGCCCAAUUCCCACGCGCCGACCCAAUACCCAAAUCCAAAACCCGACCCGCAUCUCCCAUUUUUUUGUUUAUUUAAAGGCUUCCCUCAUUCCACUUUCUCCCCCACUUCCACUCAGCACAGCAGACACCACCAACUCUUUUCUUUUUGUACUCUCUUCUCCUACCUAGUGAAGAAAAAAGAAUCACCGCCGGAAAAAAAAAAAUGGCCGCCUCCACCUUCCUCGCCGUCGACGCAUCCUCCAAACUAUCCAAUCCAGCUGUUAGAGCAUCGCCAGCCGCCGCCGGCAAGGCUACUUUCCUCCAGCUACCUCUCAAGCUCCGUAACCCUGGAUCCCUCAACCACGCUGCUUCCUCCCCGUCGUCCUUCGCCGGAAGCAGGAGAUCCUUCUCUUGCACUAGCCAGGCCGCUUCCUCCGACGACGCCAGACCUCCCUCCAAAGUUCAGGAGCUCCACGUUUACGAGAUGAACGAGCGAGAUAGAGGGAGCCCCGCCGUCCUCCGAUUGAGCCAGAAGCCGACCAAUUCCCUCGGCGAUCUCGUCCCUUUCAGCAACAAAGUCUACAGCGGGGACCUGAAGAAGCGGAUCGGGAUCACGUCGGGGAUAUGCCUGCUGAUCCAGCACAAGCCGGAGAUGAAAGGGGACCGCUACGAGGCAAUCUACAGCUUCUACUUCGGCGAUUACGGCCACAUCGCCGUCCAGGGGCCGUACCUAACCUACGAGGACAGCUACCUGGCGGUGACCGGCGGCUCGGGGAUUUUCGAAGGCGUUUACGGCCAGGUGAAGUUGCAGCAGCUGAUCUUCCCUUUCAAGCUCUUCUACACUUUCUACCUCAAGGGGAUCGAGGACCUGCCGGAGGAGCUGCUCGGCGCGCCCGUCCCGCCUAGCCCCGCCGUGGAGCCGGCGGCGCAUGCCAAGGCCUGCGAGCCCCACGGAGCCAUUGCUAAUUUCACCGAUUGAGGUUUUCGGAGGGGAUUGUGUAUGUAUUGUAUGUAUGUUGUUGGGAUCGGGAUCUAGGAUUCGGCGGUGGCGACGAAUUUGUAUGAAUUUUUAGUCGGAUUCCGGAAGAGUACUUGGAGUCACGUUUUGAAUUUUCUUCUAAUAAAAAAGAGAGCAAGCGCACUGAGAUUGGCCUUUUUUUAGUGUUCUGGACUUCUGGUGGCAGACAUAUUGCUUUUUCUCGGUGGUCCUCCGGCAGAGGAGAAUGGGAAUUUUGCCCCGCACAUAUUCUAGCAAGUAACAACCUACAAAUUGUUUUAAAUUGGACUCAAUAGUCAAUACUCAAUAGUAAAAUCAUAAGGACGGUCGGAGGCAAAAUUGGUAGAAGGUUUUUAGUGGUAUGAAAUGAUGGUGUCGUAAAUAAAUUUUGGUUUCAGAAUAAAGAACUCUAUGGUUUAUUUUUUUCGAUAGAAUUUCUGGUUGCGAUUUUACGAUUCUUGUUAAGCUCAUUGAACAUGCGAUAAAUAAUGGAUUUCGUUUGUUUCGAUGCUGUUAGUUAUGCUGCAAUAAUUGUUUCAGCCUAAAACAUGUGUUAUUAACCUCUCUUAUUUAGGGAGCACUUCUACUAUGCCGUAUAGCAUCGGUGCUUUAAUGUACAACUUAAAAUUGUACCGUAAAAUUAAAUGUAUAAGUUUAGGUUGUACCAUAAAGGAAUUUGUAUCAUUAUGUUAUGGUACAACUUUACAACUUGAAGUUAUACCAUCAAAUAAAGGUGUAAGUUCAAGUUGUAUCAUAAAAAAAUUUGUACAAAAUGUAUAGGUACAAUCUGAAGUUAUACCAUAACGUUAAAGGUACAAUUUCAAGUUGUACCAUAAAGACAAAAACCUAUAGUACCAAUGCUAUAUAGCAUUGUAAAAUUCCUCCUUACCUAGAUGUUUUCAUGUCUUUAAUGGAUUUAAAUGAGUUUUACACCUUGCAUUUUAGUCUAGAAUUGCUUUAUAUUGCAUAUGAGCAUAUUUAUGUGUGAAUCUUUUUGGUUUAGGCAAAAUUGGAUGGAGUUUAUGGCAACAAACCUAAGUGGGUAAAGAAAAGGAGUUCACAAGGAAAGGAUCAUAUUCUAUGGUCAACAAGACAAUAACCAUGCAUAAUUCAAUCUCAAUCCGUCACAUCAACGCCCUUUCUCUCUUUUGGAAAGUCUUUAAUUUUUUCCUCCUUAAUCUUUAACAUACGAUUUCUCUAUCGUUUUAAAUCGAAAUAUAAUUUUUUUGCACAGUUAGAUCAGAUUAAUUGUGUUAUUCAAAAUGAUAGCAACUUUAAUAUUUUUUUGAAAAAAGAGAGUAAUUUUUUACCAGUCUAUACCAUGGUGGUAUUGAUUGGUAUUAACAAGAGCAUACCAUAUGGUACGAAAGAUACCACCCCGUACUAGAGUGGUAUAGUAUGGUAUUUUUUGGUCCAGUAUUUUUUUCACCCAUAAAUUUUUGGAUCCAAUAGAUCAUGAUUAAUUCGUACCUUCUGUGCAAUUUUUUUUAAACGACUUAAAAACGAAGGAGAUACCAUAUGGUAUGGAGUUGGUAACGAGAUGUAUGAAAAAAAAAUUCUCAAAAAAUAUUGAAAAUGGAUCUCAUUUUAUAGAGCACAACGAACUCGUUCCAUUUGUGCAAAAAAAAAAAUGAAAUCUGAGUUAGAAUGUAGAAAUAUGAUCCGAUUAAAAAAAUUAGAGAAAAUAAAAAGCCUUUAAUUCUCCACUUUUAGAUCUGCAACUCACUUAAAAGGAAAUGUUCAGAUUUAGUUACUCAUGUUAAGUACCCUAAGGUUAUGGACGCUAACUUGAGCCGAGUUCACAGACAACAUGAAGAGAUAACAGUUGGGAACUUCGGACCAUGAUCUUCACCGAAGACCUAUAAAUUUGGAAAUAAUAU